Drosophila teissieri is the source of this 1658-nucleotide messenger RNA. RefSeq lists its product as uncharacterized. Lineage: Eukaryota; Metazoa; Arthropoda; Insecta; Diptera; Drosophilidae. The record is from RefSeq and is a predicted model, not a curated record.
GAUUACUUGCCCGGACAAACAUACACGUAGUAACUACAUUGCAAGCGAAGAUUACCCAUUAGAUCGUUAGAGAUUCCUGCGUGGAGGUCACGAUGUCAACGCAACAGCAGCAGCUAGACUAUAUCGAGCGCCACCUGGUGUACGAGAUCUUCAAGGACUUUGGGCCCAAUGCUUCGCUGGAAUCGCACAGCGUAGAGUGCUCCAAUGGACUGGACGGCUUCAUGUCCGCCCUGUACACCGUUACGCUGGACGUGGUCAUCGCGGAGCGCAAGCGCACGGAGGUGGUCCUGGUCAAGUUCAUGAAGGGAACGGAGGAGUUCCGGGAGACCAGCAAUUCGUACACUCAAUUUUCCAACGAAAUCUUCGCCUACGCCGAGAUCCUGCCCGCCUGAAACGUCCUGCGGACGAGUCAUCUGGAAAGCGAUGUGGUGAAGAACUGGAUUCCGCGUUGCUACUUCGCCCGGUUUGGUCAGGUCGAAGGUCUCGGGAAUGGCAGGGAAUCGGUGCUGGCCCUGAAACAUCUGAAGGGCGAUGGCUACCAGUUGGGUCCAAGGCUCACCCUCCGUCGGGAUCAUCUGGAGGCCAUGGUGGGGCUGGUGGGUCCGUACCAUGCCCUGGGCUAUGCCACGAAGAUCCUCCAGCCGAACGUGCAUGCUCGCUUGCGCGCCGGAGUGCUGGACAUGCCCUUCGUGUCCAGCUCGGGAACGGGCGUCUUUGAUGUCCUGUAUCGCGUGGCUUUCGACCGGUUCUACGAGUUCUACGACCGGCAGAAGGAGCAGCUCCUCCAGGGGGCAGAUGCCGGAUUCGAGGUCGCCAUCGAGCGACUGCGGGAGAAGUACUUCAAGCAGCCGACACUUCUGCUGGAGAGAAUUCGCACCAAUUCCUUUGCCGAAGAUCAGCCGGACAGCCACUUUGCCACCUUCCUGCACGGCGACUACAACAGGAACAAUGUGCUGUUCCACUACGGAGCCGAGGACAAGGUGGACGGUAUCAGAACCAUCGAUUUCCAGGAGCUGCGCUUCAGCACCACAGCCAUUGACCUCAGCUUCUUCAUGUACAUGAACACGCCGUCCGAGGGAAGGGACGAGCUCUACGCAGACUUGUUGCGCAAGUACCAUCGCAGCAUGAUCGAAAUGCUGGAACUGGUUCUGCGCCGAAACCGGAAUGAGUUGACCGACGAUCGGGUGGAUCAGUUGCUGCAGGAAUUCAGCUUUGAUCGCUUCAAUGCCCACUUCAAACGAUAUGCCUUCUACGGACCAAUGGUGUGCAUGCACUUCCUUCCCUGGCUGCUCAGCUCUGAGAAGGAUUGCGCCGAGUUGUCCCGCCUCUUUGAAACGGAUAUGCACGGGCCCGCCUUCCACCAGUUGUCCAUGGACAUCGGAGGCGAUGUGGCGAACCAGGAGAUUUUCAAGACCGUGCGGCAUGCCUAUGAGCAUGGCUACAUGGACGAGAUUUAGAUACCUUUGCAAUAUUACAUACUUGGAACAUUCAAAAUUUAAGUCAGUACUAAUUUGAGACUGUAUUUACGAACUAUUUACAAUGUUAACUUCGCAACUAAUGCUAAAUGAGCGCAAUAAGGUGGGGGAAGUGUAAUUGAGGUAAACAAUGCCUAAAUGCCCCUAUAUUUAAGCGGAAUAAAAUCAUACACUUCAAGAAGA